UGCAAUGUGCAGCAUGGUCAAAGUCUCGACAAUGUUGAUACUCGUCGACCAGCACACGAUGAACUGGAAAAACCACGACCUGAUAUAAUGACUUGUCCUUGGCCAUGAGAAGUCUAUACACAAUUGGAGGGCCCCUUCGAUGGGAACUUCGCACUCAGCCGUCUAAGGUAUUCAAGCGAUACAAAUUUCACGGCCAACCAAGCCACAUUUUAUCCUCAAAAUCAACACUCCUGCCAAGCAAGCCGGCCAGGACGAGAUUUGCCCCUUCCCCAACUGGCUAUCUCCAUUUAGGAUCGCUGAGAACGGCCUUGUACAACUAUUUGCUUGCUAAAGCGACUGGUGGCCAAUUUCUGGUGAGAAUUGAAGAUACAGAUCAGACGAGAAUUGUCAGCGAUGCCGAGAGCAAGCUCUAUGAAGAUCUGAAAUGGGCUGGUUUAGACUGGGACGAAGGACCCAGCAUUGGAGGUGACUUUGGGCCUUACAAACAAUCCCAAAGAUUGCCUACGUACAAUCAACAUGCUUCUCAACUGCUCGAUAGUGGUCGCGCCUACCGCUGCUUCUGCUCACCAGCAGAGUUAGAUGCCAUCAAAGCACAAAACAUCAAGGAGGGAACAUCAAUUGGCUAUAACAAGACAUGCUCGCAUAUUCCGGAAGACGUCUCCACUCGUCGCGCAGCUGCAGGAGAACCUCACUGUGUUCGCCUCCGCUGCGAGCAUGAAAAACCUGCCCCGCCAUUCCAUGACAUGGUAUAUGGCAGAUAUAAAACUCCAUUCGUGCCGGAAGACUUUAUCUUGAUUAAGCGGGACGGAUAUCCUACCUACCACUUUGCCAACGUAAUUGAUGACCAUCUCAUGCAGAUUACGCACGUCAUCCGCGGAGCGGAAUGGUUAGUUUCGACACCCCGACACGUCAUGCUAUACGAUGCCUUUGGAUGGGAACCUCCCGAGUUUGCCCACGUUGGUCUCCUCGUCGAUAGCAACCGACAGAAGCUCAGCAAGCGCCUCCAUGAUAUAGGCAUAUCCUCUUACCGGGAAAAGGGGUACCUCCCUGUUGCUCUGCUAAACUAUGUGGCCUUGCUCGGAUGGAGCCCACUACGGACAGGUCAAAAGAAAAUUACCGAAACCAUGGACCUUGAGACUAUAAUCAGCAAGUUUCACCUUAGGUUUACCAGGGGAGACAUCAGGAUCAACGAUAAGCUGGCCUUCAUCCAAAACUACUACCUGAAGAGAAUUCUGGCGCAACCUGAAUAUCCCGAGACCAUCCAACAAGUAAGCAACGUGAUCUUGCCGAAUCUGGAGAAGGCGAUCGGGGAGGUCGAGAAAGGCCGUAGUGACAACCCCUUACUCGGCCCCAUCAUAGUACCAGCGCGACCGGCCGAGGAAGACUCGAAUCUCGUCGGUAAAGACUACCUCAGGAAAAUGUUCGAAGUGGACAUGAAGUCGUUCGUGGACGCCGAAAGUCACGUUUGGAGAAAUGCAAACCUCAUCUGGGAGAUACCCGAAGAGAGCUACGUCCAGGCGCUCGAUAUCGAGAUGGAACAGAACACGGUGGACAAUUUCUGGGUCAAGCACCCCGACGCUGCAGCACCAGAGGGCGGCAACAGACCCAUAAGCGCACUGCAAGACCCGGAUAUCUGGGACAUGUUCGACAGCCUAGGCCGCAAGCCGUCCAAAGUGGUGGACCUGUUCCAUGCCACCGUCCAGGAAAUCACUGACGAGGCGUGGACCAAGGAGUCGCUGGAGAAGAAGAUGAAGCCGCUCAUCAUGUCCAUCUACUCGGACCGCGAGGAGCACGGCAAAGAUCGAGAACGGGGCAGGCGUCAGGUCUGGGGAUGGCAUGCGCUGCGGUGGAUCAUGGUUGCUGGGAACGUGGGGCCGGCGCUCAUACCUAGCAUGGAGCUCCUGGGCAAGGCGGAGACCAUGAGGAGAAUGAGUGUUGCGAAACGUGCUGCUCUGCGAUGGGAACAGGAUGAGAUGAAAAAAUUCAAGGACAACUCGUCCUAACUCAGAUGAAGGGAUCGAGGAUAGGCUAGGUAGGAGAUAUCCUGUUGUAAAAACACCAAUAUGUACAUCAUGUAACAAUAGAUA
Messenger RNA from Pseudomassariella vexata, 2087 nucleotides. RefSeq lists its product as uncharacterized. NCBI's taxonomy places the organism in Eukaryota, Fungi, Ascomycota, Sordariomycetes, Amphisphaeriales, Pseudomassariaceae. Gene Ontology annotation, molecular function: tRNA binding; glutamate-tRNA ligase activity; ATP binding. The transcript has 6 exons. The coding region runs from base 105 to 2003 and encodes 632 amino acids. The record is from RefSeq and is a predicted model, not a curated record. Gene Ontology annotation, biological process: glutamyl-tRNA aminoacylation.